AUGGCACGACGGGGAUGCAGCGCAUGGUUGGAGCGCCUCUUCGUUUUCAUUGUUUUUAUGGAUCUUACUUUGAAUUUUACUUAUGCACAGUUGCGGUACUCUAUUCCCGAGGAGCUUGCGGAGGGUGCUGUUGUUGGUAAUAUCGCUAAAGAUUUAGGGCUGGAUAUGAGUGCUUUGGAUGCUAGAGGAUUUCGCAUCGUAUCUGGAUCGACUGAGCCCCUGUUUCAGCUAAAGAAUGACGGCAUCUUGCGUGUUAACCGAAAAAUAGACAGAGAAGAGGUGUGCGAACGGAUCAGUACUUGCAUUAUCAACAUAAAGACUGUGUUGGAGAAUCCUUUAGAGGUGCAUUAUGUCGCUAUUGAGGUUUUGGAUGUAAACGACCACUCUCCCACCUUCUCCGAAAAUGAGACGUAUUUAGAGAUAUCAGAGUCUGCUUUACCUGGGGCACGAUUUCAACUACAAGGAGCCCGUGAUCCAGACAGUCACAUGUAUUCUAUUCAGCUGUAUAAGCUGAGUCAAAAUGACCAUUUUCGUCUGGAGGUUAAAGAUAGAGGAGAGGAUGGGAAAAUUCCUCUCUUGUAUUUGCAUAAACCACUGGACAAAGAAACUGCAAGAAGUCAUAGAUUACUGCUGACAGCCGUGGAUGGAGGAAAGCCUGCUAGGUCAGGAACCAUCGAUAUUAUCAUUAAUGUUUUAGAUGUAAAUGACAACAUGCCCGUCUUUACUAAAGACGCAUAUGUUGCGGCACUUAAUGAAAAUUCACCAAUUGGCACAACAAUCAUGCAGGUGAAUGCUACAGAUUUAGACGACGGUUUAAAUGGGGAGGUGGUUUAUUCAUUCGGCAUUAAUGUAAAUAAUAAAUUACGUAAACUUUUUGAAGUUGAUGCUAAUACUGGAGAAAUUAUUGUUAAAGGACUCAUAGAUUUUGAAGCAAAAGAUAGAUAUGAAAUCGAUAUUAAAGCUUCAGAUAAAGGAUCAGUUCCCUUAGCAACAGAAAAAAGUGUCAUAAUAACUAUAGUGGACCUGAAUGACAACGUACCUGAGAUUGAGGUGACAUCCUUUUCAAGUGCUAUUCCUGAGGACUCCAAACCUGGAACGACAGUAGCAUUGAUAAGUGUCAAUGAUAUAGAUUCAGGUUUAAAUGGAAAGGUAAUCUGUUAUAUAGGUGAAGGUGUGCCUUUCACUUUAACGCCCUCUUUACAAGACAAUAUGUACUCUAUAGUCACCAAAUCUCUGCUUGAUAGAGAGCAUCAGUCCAAGUAUGAUGUGACAAUAUUUGCUAAAGAUGCUGGUGAACAACCUUUGUCAUCUCAUAAGACAAUAAGUGUAGUUGUAUCAGAUGUGAAUGAUAACAGUCCAGUGUUUUCAGUGAAUCCCUAUACUUUCUAUGUCACUGAAAACAAUGUUGCAGGAGCCUCUUUAUUUUCAGUGAGUGCUUCUGACUGUGAUGAGGGUGAUAAUGCUCUCAUAUCAUUUAACAUAGUGAGAAAUGUGGAGGAACACAAAACAUUUACAUCAUUUCUAAACAUAAACUCUGAGAAAGGGGAUAUCACAGGGCUAAAGAGUUUUGACUUUGAAACUCUGAAAAUGUUCCACUUCCAAGUUGUUGCCACAGAUUCUGGAACUCCGUCACUAAGCAGCAACGUCACAGUGAACGUGUUCAUUCUGGAUCAGAACGACAACGCUCCAGUCAUCCUGUAUCCAGUCAGCUCCAACGGUUCUGCUGAAGGUGUGGAGGAGAUUCCCCGCAAUGUCAACGCAGGACACUUGGUGACUAAAGUCAGAGCCUAUGACGCUGAUAUAGGAUAUAACGGCUGGUUACUGUUUUCACUGCAGGAAGUUACUGACCACACUCUCUUUGGUUUGGACCGCUAUACAGGACAGAUCAGAACACUUCGCUCAUUCACAGAGACAGACGAGGCUGAGCAUAAACUGGUCAUACUGGUGAAAGACAAUGGCAACGUUUCACUCUCAGCAACAGCUACUGUGAUAGUCAAAGUUGUGGAGCCCAAAGAAGCUUUUGCAGCUUCUGAUGUUAAAAGUGCAGCAAAGGAUGAGGAGGGAUAUGACGUGACUUUUUAUCUAAUGAUAACUUUGGGCUCAGUUUCUGUACUUUUUCUCAUCAGCAUUGUUGUGCUGAUUGCAAUGCAGUGCUCCAAAACCACAGACUAUACCUCCAAGUAUUUACAAGAGACAAAUUAUGAUGGGACACUGUGUCACAGCAUCCAGUACAGAUCAGGAGACAAACGCUACAUGUUAGUUGGACCCAGGAUGAGUAUAGGAUCUACUAUAGUCCCAGGCAGCCAUGCAAAUACACUAGUGCUCCCUGACAGGAGACGCACUUCUGAAGAGGUAAGAAAGAUAAUUUUCUUCAAGGCAGUUCCUGUAUGA
Messenger RNA from Scomber japonicus (chub mackerel), 2391 nucleotides. Its product is annotated as protocadherin gamma-A11-like. The record is from RefSeq and is a predicted model, not a curated record. Gene Ontology annotation, molecular function: calcium ion binding. Bases 1 to 2391 code for a protein of 796 amino acids. Gene Ontology annotation, cellular component: plasma membrane. NCBI's taxonomy places the organism in Eukaryota, Metazoa, Chordata, Actinopteri, Scombriformes, Scombridae. The transcript has a single exon. Gene Ontology annotation, biological process: homophilic cell-cell adhesion.